This is a messenger RNA of Symbiodinium necroappetens, 1005 nucleotides long. The record is from the annotation of a GenBank genome assembly. Lineage: Eukaryota; Dinophyceae; Suessiales; Symbiodiniaceae.
AUGGCUCCGACUUUCCGACUGAUCAGUGGUGAGCUACUGGCCAUCGAUCAAGCACUCGCAGUCGCGGACGUGCGCGAGGAGCUGGCGGAGAGGCUCUCGGUGGAUGUUUGCCGCCUCCAGCUACUCUGUGAUGGAAAGGUUCUCGAAGACCAGGACGCUGACCUUCUGGCUAAGAGGUCCGAUGGUGAGGUGCAGGUCUACGUGCUGCCGGAUCCUCUGAAGGCUGCGCUGGCAGAGCAGACGGGCUUCUCGACCUUCGAGGAAGCCAGCGAGAAGUGCUCCGUCCUCCAGCUGCACGAUGCCUGGCCCCAUGAGACGCUACCUGAAGACUUCACGGCCUUUACGAAGCUGGAGCAGUUGGUCGUGAUGCGGUCUUCGCUGUCUCAGCUUCCCGAGAUCCUGGGUUCUUGGCUGGUUCUCUGCAAGACGAAGUUGACGCACUUGCCGUCUUCACUCGCCUGCCUGGUAUCUCUGAGGCAGCUCCACAUCGAAAGCAGCCUGCUCGAGCGAUUGCCCUCCGACGUCGGCUCGUUGGCAUCUCUGGUGGAGCUGCGGCUUCUCCACAACGCAUUGAAAACUCUUCCUGAGUCCCUUGGACAGCUCACGUCCUUGAACGUGCUGUUGGUCUGUCGAAAUCAGCUCACGGCUUUGCCAAGAAGCCUCCCCGAGCUUACUUCGCUGACACGGCUCAGUGCCACUCAGAAUCGGCUAACACAGCUGCCCGACAAUUUUGGCCGGCUGAUAAGAUUGACAGAGCUUUACCUUAGUAACAACAGCCUGGUGUCUCUGCCGGACGACUUCGGUCAGCUGAAGUCUUUGGACCACAACCAGCUCCGCCUUCUGCCGGAGAGCUUCGGCGAGCUGAACCACAUCUCCGUGCUCCCUAACAGCUGCAGCAACCUCUUCUUGACGGAGUUGUACAUUGAUGGAGAGAAGCUGCAGUAUUGGCCCAGCCAGCACUGGGCAGAUUUGCACUUCGACCUGGAGCUGUUGGGGGCAAUUUGA